Molecule: messenger RNA, 705 nt
Organism: Phytomonas sp. Hart1
Lineage: Eukaryota; Euglenozoa; Kinetoplastea; Trypanosomatida; Trypanosomatidae
Source: the annotation of a GenBank genome assembly
AUGUGCUUUAGCACCUCUUCCACCUCCGAUGGACAGCGCGACGCUAACAGGAUCAACUCCUUUUGUGAAAAGUUAUUCAACUGCUCACGAACUCGCGUGAACAAGUACUUUCCGGCAACGCAAAAAGUGGAAUGCAAUAGGUGGGCGAACUGCAAUGUAAUUUCCUUGACCAAUUCGUCGCUGAAAAACGAAAAUGCCUGGAGGAGGAACUCAUCCACUCUGGUGAUUUCCUCUUUAAGCGUUCUUUGGACGGUAAACGCUUGCUUCUUUCCGUCAUCCCCGUCUGUGGUGGUUGCCGCACAAGCUUCCUCAGGGUGGAUUCGCUCCGUGGUGGAUGAAAUUUCUCCACGUUGGCUUUGUUCUCUCGAUGAGGUGUCGUCCCCCUCCAUCUCCUCUUUUUUGGACCAUUUAUCUAGUACGGUGGCGUACCGCCGCGUUUUUAAAAGGGAGUUCAUGGAAAUGCGCGUCAGAUGGGCGAGCGCUGUGGAUACCUUUUUUCGAUUCUUCUCAAACGCUUCACCGGAAUCCGCGUUGUUCGCCGCCGCCGGAAGACGCUUUAGGACGGUUUCAAAGGCGGUGGCGAUUAUGCACAGGCCGUUCAUCAGCCCCGGAGAAGAGCGCCGCCGAUGGACGGCUAUUAAAAAGGCACUGAAGACAUCGCUGAUCAUUUCAAGGUCGCACGACCCCAGCAAAAACUCAAGGUAG